Brassicogethes aeneus is the source of this 1405-nucleotide messenger RNA. NCBI's taxonomy places the organism in Eukaryota, Metazoa, Arthropoda, Insecta, Coleoptera, Nitidulidae. The record is from the annotation of a GenBank genome assembly.
GUUUUUAAUGCAGCAAGAUAGUAGUGUUAUUUCAACAGUGUUCAAGAUAAAUUUUGCUAUUUAUACCGCAGACAAAAACAGACGCUUCACAUAAAGCAAAAUCAUCGUGACCGACAAGGUAAAAUAUGGCUGCACCUCAAGAAAAAGAAGCUUUGGAUCAGAGAGCACUAAAUAACUUUAUAGAGUACCUGCAAAUUCCAUCGGUUCAUCCAAACGUCAAUUACGAUAAAUGUGUGGAAUUUUUAAAGGCACAAGCAAAAUCCCUGGAUCUUCCUGUUAAAGUAGUGGAACCUGUGCCUAAAAAACCCAUUGUUAUAAUAACAUGGAUUGGAUUGGAACCAAAUCUGCCUUCGGUGGUUCUAAAUAGCCACACUGAUGUAGUGCCUGUUUUUAAAGAAGACUGGACCAAAAAGCCUUUUGCUGCUGAUAUAAUUGAUGGAAAAAUUUAUGCUAGAGGCACCCAGGACAUGAAAAGUGUUGGAAUUCAGUAUAUUGAGGCUAUAAGACGACUUAAAGCUCAGGGUAUCAGAUUCAAAAGGACUGUGCAUUUAACAUUUGUGCCAGAUGAAGAAAUUGGGGGAAUUUUGGGUAUGAAGGAAUUUAUAAAAACGCAGGAUUACAGGGAUUUGAAUGUUGGUUUUUCUCUUGAUGAAGGUAUGACAAGCCCCAAUGAAGAAUACAUGUUAGCUUAUGCAGAAAGAAGCAUUUGGCAUAUCCAUAUUCACUGUUCAGGACAUGCCGGACAUGGUUCUCUUUUAUUAAAAAACACUGCCGGUGAAAAAGUUAACUAUAUAUUGAAUAAGUUCUAUGAGUUUAGAAAGGAGCAGGAGCAGAAAUUAAUUGACAAUCCAACUUGGACUCUUGGGGAUGUAACUACAGUCAACCUAACUCAGUUAAAGGGUGGUGUCCAGUCGAACGUAAUUCCUCCCGAAAUGACGAUCGUGAUCGACUGCCGAAUUCCUACAACCGUCGACAUCAAAGCAUGGGAGGAAACAAUAAACAAAUGGUGCAAAGAGGCGGGUCCAGGAAUAAAAAUUGAAUACGAGCAAAAACAACCGCAAGUUGCGCCUACUAAACUUGACAACUCCAACCCGUUCUGGGUGGCUUUCAAGGGCGCCACUGACAGCUUGGGUCUGAAGUUGAAACCACAAUCUUUUCCAGGCGGAACUGACAGUAGAUACUUGAGAGGAUUAGGAAUUCCCGCGUUAGGGUUUUCUCCUAUAAAUAACACACCAGUUCUUUUACACGAUAACGAUGAAUUUAUUGGGAUAGACACGUUCUUCAAAGGAAUUGAAGUUUACUGUAAAAUUAUACCUGCUGUUGCUAAUGUUCAAUAAUCAUUAAAUUAUUUAUAUUAAAAGUUUUCUAUGCAUCAUAAAUAUAUAAAUUUAUAUUUUAUUUAUUU